AUGGCAGCAAGCGACCUCCAGCUCCCCGUCAUCGAUUUGAGCGGGUACAUCACGCCCAGGUCUCCCGAGGACCGAGCUAAAGUAAUCGCCCAGGUGCGCGAUGCCUGCCGCGAGUUUGGCUUUUUCCAGCUCAAGGGCCACGGCGUGACUCUGGAGCAGCAGCAGGGCCUUUUUCGGGGCAUGAAUAACUUCUUUAGCCUGCCUGCCGAGAAGAAGCUCAAGAAUUCAUUCUUGGAAAACCCCUGCCGCCGGGGCUACGAGGCUUCUGGUAUGUCCCUGAGGGAUACUGACGCUAUGGCCGAUUCGAAAGAGUCCUUUUAUAUGGGCCGGGAGGACUCGGCUAUCGAGCAUAUGGGCUUUUAUGGCCCUAAUAACUGGCCAGAUCUCCCAGACGACCAGUUUAGGAGCCCAGUCUGGGACUAUUACGAGGCUACGAGCCAGCUAGGGCGGACUAUCUGGGAGAUCCUGCUGCAGGGCCUUGGUCACUCUACAAAAGCUAUGGAGUCUUUUGCCAAGAAGCCUGUAGUAGCUCUCAAGCUGCUCCGCUAUCCUCGGCCGUCCCAGACACUGCCAGGCCAGUUUGGCGCAGGGUCGCACACUGACUUUGGCGGCGUUACUGUGCUGCUCCAGCAGCCAGGCAAGGAAGGGCUUGAGGUCUGGCUCGAGGAAAAGCAGGCCUGGCUGUCAGUGCCAGCGCAUGAGGAUAUCUUUGUGAUCAACUGCGGCGAUAUGAUUCACAGGUGGUCAGGAGGCCAAUAUAAGAGCGUCCGGCACAGGGUUAUCAACAAGUCGGACGGGGAAAGGCUGUCGGCCGCCUUGUUCUGGCACGGCGACGUCAUGGCUACAAAUCCUCUGAAUCCAGACGACCCAGACAAAGUCACGGUAGGACAGCUCUGGAUGAAACGCUUCAAGAACCAGAUGUCCAUCCCUAAGGCCGCCAUGGAAGCAUUCGCAUCAGCUUGA
Cryphonectria parasitica EP155 is the source of this 963-nucleotide messenger RNA. Its product is annotated as 2OG-Fe(II) oxygenase. Lineage: Eukaryota; Fungi; Ascomycota; Sordariomycetes; Diaporthales; Cryphonectriaceae. Gene Ontology annotation, molecular function: dioxygenase activity. The record is from RefSeq and is a predicted model, not a curated record. The transcript is spliced from 2 exons. Bases 1 to 963 code for a protein of 320 amino acids.